Molecule: messenger RNA, 708 nt
Organism: Phytophthora infestans T30-4
Lineage: Eukaryota; Oomycota; Peronosporomycetes; Peronosporales; Peronosporaceae
Product: ORM1-like protein
Exons: 2
Coding region: 110-583 (157 amino acids)
Biological process (GO): ceramide metabolic process; negative regulation of ceramide biosynthetic process; intracellular sphingolipid homeostasis
Cellular component (GO): endoplasmic reticulum membrane
Source: RefSeq, a predicted model, not a curated record
AACGAAACAGAAGAGCGAAGAAGCAGCGAGCCACGAGCAGUACGCUUCCGAUCGGAGUAUCCCCAACGCACCCGAGAGCCCCACACAGUCCCUGUCGAUUCCAAGCACCAUGACGGCCCACGUGGACACGAACAAGAACGUCAAUUGGAUGGACUCACGUGGCUUCUGGACAUUUUACAUCAUGCUAUUGGCCUCGUUGUACAUGGCAAUGCCCAUCGCCUUCCCUACCCACGGCGAUGCCCUCACUGCAGUGAAUGUCAUCCACGGCGUGGUCUCGUUUGGUAUCAUGCACUGGAUCAAGGGCUCGCCCGACGACAACUCGAUGGGCGACUACCGUGAGCUCACAUUCUACGAGCAGAUCGACCAGGGCCACCCGUGGACCAACACGAAGAAGUUCCUCAUGAUGAUCCCUACUUUCCUGUUCUUGGCUGCUUCGGUCGCCACGGAUUAUGAUACGCUCCACCUGCUCAUCAACUUCCCCAUCUGGGCCACGCUCAUCCUGGCCAAGCUGCCCGAACUCGACCGCGUGAGAAUCUUUGGUAUCAACUCCACGGUCGGUAUUGACGAUCACAAGAAGAACUAACCCAGCACACGACCAGACGACAAGCGAGGAGGGUAGCGCAAACUACCAGAGGCAUCAGUAAUGGCUUCAUCAUUUGUGAGUAAAACCGAUGAACAGUGAACAAUUCAGCUGGAGAAGACAGGAUA